GCCGGGCUGUGGCGGAAGUUGAUGUUUUCUAGAAGUAGCGGCGCUUAGAGAAGUGGGGUCGGCAAAGAUGAUUCAGGCGAUUUUGGUUUUCAACAACCACGGGAAACCGCGGCUGGUCCGCUUCUACCAGCGUUUCCCAGAAGAAAUUCAACAGCAGAUCGUUCGGGAGACCUUCCAUCUAGUUCUCAAACGGGAUGACAAUAUCUGUAACUUCUUGGAGGGCGGAAGUUUGAUUGGUGGCUCUGACUACAAACUGAUUUAUCGGCACUAUGCUACCCUCUACUUUGUAUUUUGUGUGGAUUCAUCAGAGAGUGAACUGGGGAUCUUGGACCUCAUCCAGGUUUUUGUGGAGACCCUGGAUAAAUGUUUCGAAAAUGUUUGUGAAUUGGAUUUGAUCUUCCAUAUGGAUAAGGUCCACUACAUCCUACAGGAAGUGGUGAUGGGGGGGAUGGUGCUGGAGACGAACAUGAAUGAAAUCGUGGCUCAGAUUGAAGCUCAGAACAGGCUGGAGAAGUCGGAGGGCGGCCUCUCAGCAGCCCCUGCCCGGGCCGUGUCUGCCGUGAAAAACAUCAACCUGCCGGAGAUUCCUCGGAACAUCAACAUUGGAGAUCUCAACAUCAAAGUCCCCAAUCUGUCCCAGUUUGUCUGAGGGCUGAAGCUGGGCUGAACUGGAGUCCUGGAAAAAGGCCAAGCCAGUCCCACAACAGAACCCACUCUGAGCCGCAGGGGAGAAGCCUCGGGCCGGACCUGCGCUGUCCUGGAGCGGGGAGGGGAGUCCUGUCACUGCCGGCGAGUGCCCCAUUCUCACGUGUGCAGCCCUGCCUGCCUCUGCCUGCAGAUGUGAGGGGGCCUGGCUCCCCAAGGGGGUGUCAGUGCGCCCAAGCAGCUCCCCCGCUCUCCCGCCCGCAUGCCGUCACUCCUGGGAUUGGGGGCCGAAUGGAGAGGCCCACCUGCUUCCUAGGACCCCCACUAAGACCUUGUACAGCUAGAGCCUUCUGCCUUCGCACCACGAGGUGUCUCGAGUCCUGUCGCAUUUCUUUUUCUGGGGAGGCGCCUUAGCUGGGAAAGGCUUGAGCCUUCAGACCCAGGAUGCGGUGAGGGGCAGACGAGGUCAGGGCCCUAAGAGAACUAGGGUGGCCUGCUGGGUCGCCACCCCCAGAAUCCCCCCCCGUGUAGCCAGACUUCCUGCUUACCGCCGCAUGCAGGACACGC
Messenger RNA from Pteronotus mesoamericanus, 1212 nucleotides. RefSeq names its product adaptor related protein complex 3 subunit sigma 2 (gene AP3S2). Gene Ontology annotation, biological process: intracellular protein transport; Golgi to vacuole transport. Gene Ontology annotation, cellular component: AP-3 adaptor complex; intracellular membrane-bounded organelle; membrane coat. Bases 68 to 649 code for a protein of 193 amino acids. The record is from RefSeq and is a predicted model, not a curated record. The transcript is spliced from 6 exons. NCBI's taxonomy places the organism in Eukaryota, Metazoa, Chordata, Mammalia, Chiroptera, Mormoopidae.